This is a messenger RNA of Manduca sexta (tobacco hornworm), 839 nucleotides long. RefSeq names its product achaete-scute complex protein T3 (gene Ash3). Gene Ontology annotation, molecular function: protein dimerization activity; RNA polymerase II transcription regulatory region sequence-specific DNA binding; DNA-binding transcription factor activity, RNA polymerase II-specific. The record is from RefSeq and is a predicted model, not a curated record. Gene Ontology annotation, cellular component: RNA polymerase II transcription regulator complex. Bases 83 to 682 code for a protein of 199 amino acids. The transcript has a single exon. Lineage: Eukaryota; Metazoa; Arthropoda; Insecta; Lepidoptera; Sphingidae. Gene Ontology annotation, biological process: regulation of neurogenesis; neuron differentiation; positive regulation of transcription by RNA polymerase II.
GAAUCGAAGCGUUUCUACUUUGCUAUACACUGUCUAUCGCGUACGUAAUUUGUAGCCGCAGUAGUACUAACAUUUAAUCAAAAUGCUCAAGAGAUAUCAAUACAAGUCCGAGUACAACACUUUGUGCUAUGCCAAGGACAUGCCGAAAAUGGUGCCGAUAGCUCCUGCACCAGACAGACAUCACUUAACCCUGGAUCUAUCACACAAGAAGCAUUACAAGAACGGUGCCCAAACAGCAUCGAUUGAAAGAAGAAAUGCCAGAGAAAGGAACCGUGUCAAACAAGUGAAUGAUGGAUUCAACGCUUUAAGAAAAAGAUUGCCGGCCACAGUUGUUGCCGCUCUGUCAGGAGAUGCGAAAAGAGGAUCGGGAAAGAAAUUAAGCAAAGUCGAUACUUUAAGGAUGGUUGUUGAAUAUAUUAAAUACUUACAAGGACUGAUUGAGGAAAGUGAUGCAGCGUGUGGAAUUCAGACGAGUACAUCGAUGGACUAUUCCAUGCAAUAUGAAGCAGACGAAGGUAUUUGCGGAGGAACUUCUCCUUAUGCGGAGUCAGCUCCGUCUCCAGUUGGGUCAGAAUGUUCUUCGGGAGUCUCGUCAGCGUAUUCCCAAGGAUACGUUCCAAAUUACCACAAUCAAGUGAAUUAUAUGGAGGAAGAUGAAUUGUUCGAUGGAAUUGCUUGGUGAUAAAACUGUAAAUAAUUGUAUUAGAAUCCUAAUUUCUAGUCACUAUACUUGAAUUAUUGUAUAAUAAUAGUGUUAAUAUUGUCAUAAUGUAAAUAUUAGUGCCUUAAAAUGAAAUUGUAAAGAAGAGGCUGUGAAUUUAAUAUAUAUCUUUAGUAAU